UCAAGAACAAACCGAAAGGGAGGGUUUCAUUUUCAUUAUAUAGCGGAUUAGUGGUGAUGAAUUGCUAGUUAAGCUGAUAACCACUCACUCACCGGAACUGACUAUUCUUUGUGAAGAUGAGUAGUGAACCUUCUCUCUCGCAUUUUACUAAAUUUAAUUUUCUCCUCUACUUCUUCCUUUGGCUGCUGAGUUCCCAACUGAUCAAGUUUCAGGUUGUCGCUCAGCCCUUGAAUGAUGAUGAUGUGUCAGCUUCGGGCAUAAUAGCAGAAAAGUUGGAUUUGAAACCACUACCAGAUUUUGAUGAGGACCAAUAUUGCAACAACACUGCCGCUGCUUAUGAAGCGGGCGUGUAUUGCGACUGCAGCUACAACAGCUCCACCCUUUGCCACAUCGUUGCCAUUUCGCUGAGCAAUAGAGGCUUGACCGGAAUAAUUCCUGCUGAACUGGCCAACCUUACGUAUCUAGAAAGACUCGAUCUUUCUAACAACAAACUUCAUGGUGAAAUACCUGAUGAGUUGGGAACUUUGAAGUUUCUCUACAUUAUAGAUCUUUCAAAUAACCAAUUGACUGGGGAAAUUCCACGUAGUCUUGGGAAUUUGAAUCCUUAUGUGAUGCGAAUCCACCCGAGACUGCUCGACCAACAACCCGUUGGGGUGCUGACCCAAUACAAAUGAAGGUGAGACCGAUCACUAGGGCCCAAGCCAAGAGGUUCAAGGACAAUCUUGCUGUCUUCAUACAAGGAAUAAGUCAUAGCCAAGAGGGGUUGGCCACAUCUAAAGAACCAAGGCCUGUUUUACUCAUACAAGCAAUAGAAGCCAAAACAGGGUCGGGUGACGUUUUUGGUGCUAAUAAGGAGGCCGGGUUGUAUGAAUUGGAACCCCAUCUUUAUGGGUUCAAUUCAUAUGGAGGA
Molecule: messenger RNA, 910 nt
Organism: Ziziphus jujuba (common jujube)
Lineage: Eukaryota; Viridiplantae; Streptophyta; Magnoliopsida; Rosales; Rhamnaceae
Product: brassinosteroid LRR receptor kinase BRL3-like
Exons: 5
Coding region: 117-674 (185 amino acids)
Molecular function (GO): protein binding
Source: RefSeq, a predicted model, not a curated record